Molecule: messenger RNA, 1964 nt
Organism: Rhineura floridana
Lineage: Eukaryota; Metazoa; Chordata; Lepidosauria; Squamata; Rhineuridae
Exons: 2
Coding region: 2-1099 (365 amino acids)
Source: RefSeq, a predicted model, not a curated record
GAUGGAGGAAAUCCUCUACCCUCUGCUGAGUCUACAGCAAACAGAGGGUCACCGCUUUCCUUUUCCCACCGAAUUACAAAAGACGGACGUCCAGAGUCAUCCAAUCAAAGCAUAUUGGAACCUGGUUUUGAACCAGAAUAAGCUGGCUCUUCUUAACUAUACAAAGCCGCCAGGUUUCCAAUCGCAAUGUUACCGGAAACUUCAGCUUCUGGAUGUAUUGGAACCGUUCCUGCCUGGCCAGAUUCGCAUUCCAGAUAUUAACCACAUUGAUUACCUUUUCAACAACUACAAGACCGCACGCACCAUUGUCUCCUUCACGAAGCCAACCCUUGCUAGAAUGGUCUAUGACAACAGGGAUGGUUUAGCCGGAACUGGAAUUUUAAUUUCAAGACUCUUCAAGAAUGUGGCACCCCCACAACCUCUAGGAUCCAUCUGUCCAGCUCCACCUAUCUGCAAGCGAGGAAUAGCCCCCCUUCUUUUUAGAACCCAGGCAUGUUCUACAACUCCUACAGUUCCAGCUCUUCACACCAUUCUCCCGCAGGAAGGCCAAGAUCUCCCUACAGCUUUUCUGGACGAGCCUCUUGAACUGGAAGAAACCCAGUUGAUAGAAUCCUUUUGUGGUCUACCCAAGGAUGAGCAGAGCGCAAUAGUACAUAGAUUGGAUUGCCUGAAAACGCUACUGAGCAACCUGCAAGCUGGAAAUCCCAACUCGCUCACAAAUGGAGGGUCGCCACACCAUAACAGGCCGGCAGUCCUGGCUGCCCAACCAACUCAGACCCUUCAUCCUCUCAGCUUAACUUCCCUUAAGUGCGCCACUCAUCAAGUAACAGCUGAAAUAAACCUGACUUCUUUCACCAAUGCAGCUCAAAGCGAGGGAAAUAUGGCUAUUUUCAGGCACCCAGGAUGUGGGACCAAGCCCCUCGACGGCCCCUCCUGGACGGAAAUGCGUCAUCUGGACACUGCGGAACUGGGAUCCCCUGGGAAGACUCUGUGCCUACCUAGUACCUUGGCCUGUUAUGAUGGCCCAAUAUCAUCAAAUGUUAGCACCCAGAAUUUGGACACAGAGCUAAUCACAGUCCUGGGAAAUCCUAUGGAAUGACGGGAUCAAAACCCUAAUGGCACUGAUUUUAUCUUUUGUAUUUUUAUAUAUUCUUAAACACCUCUCCUAGAUAGUUUAUAUUAAACUUUUGAUACAUUCCCAAAAUACAGUAAAAUAAAGGGAACCCACAGAUGAAGAAAAAAUGAGCAUAGACAAUGAAACAUGUGCCACCCUCUUUUAUAAGCCUCCUCCCCUUUCUUGCUGUGGCCACUGGGAUUGAAAUAUUCUCUGAAGGGCAAUGUGGACAGAAGACAUAUUAGAUUUCUGGAAACUUUCUUAGAGAUGUUGCUAAAAAUAUUUUUGAUAUAGAUUGGACAGCUUUCUAAUGGGCCAAUGUAAUUGCUCUUCUUCACUUUCCCUCUCCCUGUAACCUUUCUAUGACCGAUGCAGGCUAUUCCAGGCCACAGCUCCAGUUCAAAUGAAUGAGUUCAGAAUGAAAUUAACAAGAUAUCAAUGGAAAAUUCAUUCAGAACUCAUUCCCAUUCUUUUUCACAACUAAAACAAACGAAACAAAUGGAUUUCACACAUUCACUUUUUAAUUUUUUUUUCCUAUUUAGCCUGCUGUUAGCAAUAAGCAAGUAUUAAGAGGAGGAGAAUUCUAUAUUCUUUUGAGAAAGCCCAUCAGUCUAGAUUGUGAAUGUUCCUACAGUCAUCCCUGGUGACUGCAAGAACCAUUAUGCUUCCCCUUGGAGCCCUGGAGCCAUAAGAAAGCAACUUUUAUGUCUCUUUUCUUGGGUGUUUCAUCUUGCUAAGGUGACUUGUGCAAUGUUCAGACUUAUCAUUACUGCUGUUAAGCACAACUGAUUUGCUGACAGAAACUGCCAUUGUCCUUCAUGUAAUGCCACCUCAAGAGCUGACUUUUGGA